Penicillium subrubescens is the source of this 1623-nucleotide messenger RNA. RefSeq names its product cytochrome P450. Lineage: Eukaryota; Fungi; Ascomycota; Eurotiomycetes; Eurotiales; Aspergillaceae. Gene Ontology annotation, molecular function: monooxygenase activity; iron ion binding; heme binding. The transcript is spliced from 3 exons. The coding region runs from base 1 to 1623 and encodes 540 amino acids. The record is from RefSeq and is a predicted model, not a curated record.
AUGAGACUUGAGGAGCAUUUAGCUCACUUGGGCGUUGUACCUAGAAGCUAUACCCUGGUCGUUAUACCGGUGCUUAUUUAUCUGAUCUACAAGUGGACGCUGGCGACCGAUAUACCUCACAUCAAGGGCCUACCAGAGAUUCCGGGAGCGGUUCCAGUUUUCGGGCAUCUCCUACAACUCGGCGAAGAUCACGCAACUGUUUGUGAGCGAUGGUGGCGUGAAUAUGGCCACUCGGCCUUUCAAAUCAAGCUUGGAAACACACGGGCUGUGGUGGUCAACUCUUUUGAUGACUGCCGGAAAAUGCUUCUUGGUCACCAGAAUGCAAUCAUCGAUCGCCCAAAGCUAUACACCUUUCAUGGAGUUGUGAGCAGCACCCAGGGAUUCACCAUCGGUUCAUCGCCUUGGGAUGAAUCAUGCAAGAAGAAACGCAAGGCCGCUGGUACGGCUCUGGGAAGACCUGCCCUCCGAAAUUAUCACCCGAUGUUUGAUCUGGAAAGUUACUGCAUUGUCCGCGACAUUCACCGCGACAGCCAUAAUGGCCAGAUGGAAAUCAACGUGCGACCAUACAUCCAACGAUUCGCUCUGAAUACAACCUUGACACUGUGUUACGGGAUUCGCAUGGAUGCCGUAUAUGACGACCUCCUACGCGAGAUUCUACACGUCGGCUCUGCCAUUUCACUUCUACGAAGUGCUUCUGAGAAUCUGCAGGAUUAUAUUCCUAUACUUCGAUAUCUUCCUAACAACGAAAAAACUGCCCGAUCGAAAGAGCUGCGUGAUCGUCGCGAUGCGUAUCUCAAUCUUCUACUGGACAAGGUGCGGGCAAUGAUUAAGAAGGGCACCGAUAAGCCUUGUAUCUCUGCUGCAAUUCUCAAGGACGAAGAAACAAAACUCACCGGAGUUGAAGUUUCCUCAAUCUGCUUGUCGUUGGUUUCUGGGGGUUUCGAGACCAUUCCUGGUACUUUGACCUCUUGUAUUGGCUCUUUGUCCACUCCAGAGGGACAGGUUUGGCAGGAUCGUGCUUACGAGGAUAUCAAACGCCAUUAUCCGGAUAUUCGCGAGGCUUGGACAAGCUCUAUCUCAGAGGAGAAAGUUCCAUACGUCAACGCCAUCAUCAAGGAAGCAGGCCGUUAUUAUACAGUCAGCGCCAUGAGCCUACCGCGGAAAACCGUCACAGAAGUGAACUGGAACGGAGCAAUCAUCCCACCUAAGACGAUGAUUUUGAUCAACGCUCAAGCGGGAAAUCACGACGUGGAUCAUUUUGGCCCAGACGGUGGCAAGUUCGACCCCGAAAGGUGGCUCAAGUCCAUCGACCCACCAGUCGAGACGGAGGGGAGUGGUUUGCCUCAUCUGAGCUUUGGAUCUGGAUCCCGGGCAUGUUCGGGUCAGUUUAUUGCGUCACGGCUACUUUACAGUGCUCUGGUGCGUCUUAUCUCCUCCUACAAGAUCGUCGCCAGCGAGGAGAAUCCGCCCAAUACGGAUUAUGUGGAGUACAAUCAGUUCAAAACUGCGCUUGUUGCUAUUCCCAAGGACUUUAAGAUCAGGUUGAUCCCCAGAGAUAAUGCUAUGACUAGUGAAUGUUUGAAUUUGGCGGAGCUUCGCACAAAGGAGCAUUAUAAGGAGUGA